This is a messenger RNA of Aspergillus aculeatus ATCC 16872, 1860 nucleotides long. Its product is annotated as hexokinase family protein. The transcript has 2 exons. NCBI's taxonomy places the organism in Eukaryota, Fungi, Ascomycota, Eurotiomycetes, Eurotiales, Aspergillaceae. Gene Ontology annotation, molecular function: D-glucose binding; fructokinase activity; glucokinase activity. Bases 1 to 1860 code for a protein of 619 amino acids. Gene Ontology annotation, cellular component: cytosol; mitochondrion. The record is from RefSeq and is a predicted model, not a curated record. Gene Ontology annotation, biological process: intracellular glucose homeostasis; glucose 6-phosphate metabolic process; glycolytic process.
AUGACGUCCACGAGUUCGAUAGAGGUGGACAAAAGCAGGGAUGAAGACCAUGAAAACAUACACGAUGAUCCACUCGAAGAAGAGGACGAGGAGGAGAACGCUGAAAUGGACCCCUCACACCAGGAAUACCUAGAACGCCAGCGUAUAUUGGAUGAAUUUCUGUCGCCGUUGGUUCUGGAUGAAGCGGUCCUGUAUCAGCUCGCGCGCCGCUUCUCCACGAUCUAUAAAGACCUAGCCCUGCAUUCCAAGGAGCAAUUCCUACCAACACCGGUUACCCGUCUACCCACCGGUCUGGAGACGGGUCGAUACCUAGCCAUCGAUGUCGGCGGAACCAAUCUACGGGUUGCCUUCAUCGAGUUGCUUGGAGAGGCGGCCGAGUCUGAUACACCGCCUGGCGAUGCUUCAGCGAGGUCGAGAGAUACCCUACGCAAGGCACAGAGACAGCGUGUGAAGCGGACAUUAGAAAGAGCAUGGCCCAUUCAAGAGCAUCUGAAGAUGGAUAAGGCGGAGGACCUGUUCUCCUGGAUUGGCGACUGCAUCGCGGAGGUCGUGGCGGAGAGCUUGACCUCGGAGAGCACUCGCGGCGAGAUUCCGGAGGAAUUAGAGAUGGGCAUUACAUUUAGUUUUCCCAUCAUGCAAGAAUCGCUCACUGAGGCGACGUUGAUGCCGAUGGGCAAAGGUUUCGCGAUUUCAUCCGACCUCGAUCUCCGCAGAAUCCUUCUAAGUGGCUAUGAAAAGCACACCAGACGCCCGGACGAUGAAUGUGAACCAUCCAGCAAACGGCGGAAGCUCUUCAACCUCCCUAAAUUAAAGAUCGCGGCAAUCACCAAUGACACCGUGGCCACUAUUGCUUCGCUUGCCUACUCUGUGAAGUCAUUACCCAACAGCAGAGUUGCGAUGGGAAUUAUUGUGGGGACGGGUUGCAAUGCAACCAUUCCCAUGAAGCUUAGCUCGCUCCACAGCUCCAAAGCAAAACAGGUACGACAGAGAAAUCCCGAGGCCGACGAAACUGUGGUCAACACCGAAUGGACGAUCUCCGGUGCCGCUCCGCCGUUGAAAGAGCUCCACAUAAUCACCCAUUGGGACAUCGAGCUUGAUCAGGCAUGUGCACGACCGGGGUUUCAACCGUUCGAGUAUAUGACUGGAGGUCGUUACAUUGGCGAACUCGUUCGGCUCAUUCUCUGUGAUUAUCUCUCAACCCAAGGUGGUUUAUCCAAGAAGGAUCUGCCCGCAUCUCUUGUGAAAGAAUAUGCAUUGACGACCUCCUUCAUAUCUGACAAGGUUGCUCGCUCCCGGUCCGAUCAUGAACUCGCAAGUGAGCUGGCUCAGUCCCUUCCGCCCCCUGAAUCUAGCGAGUGGAAUUGGGAUGCACCGUCGGCCAACGCUUUCCGCAAGAUAGCUAGGACCGUGCAACGGCGAUCUGCAGGUUUGAUCGCGGCAGCCGUUGUAGGACUUCUUGCUUGUGCGCAGGAGAUCGAACUAAAGGUCGACAGUCCCGGGGGUUCUCCCACAACUGAGAUCAAUGCCAAUCUGGAUCUAUCCGCGGUCUCAAAGCAUUUAGAACCGGAAGCACCAGGAACGAGUGGAUCAAGUAGCAUUAAUGGGCCUAUUGUUCCGGUAUUGUCCCCCACGCCUGUUCCUGCAGACUGGCAGUCAGGGCCCGAGGAACUCGUGGUCGCAUACACAGGUGGGAUCAUUCAGCAUUAUCCUAGCUUCAAGGAGAUGUGCCAACAGUACAUCGAUCGACUUAUCAUGAGAACGGGUCCGCAGAAGAGCGGCAAAUCGGUGUUCUUGCGCGAGGCGUCUGAUGGGGGUGUCAUUGGCGCGGGUGUUCUGGCAGGCAUGAUUGGAAACAUGUAA